AAAGAUUUAAAAUCCGUUUCAGAAUUUGUUACAACGAUCAUUUUUAUACAGUAGUGUCAGAGUGUGCAACUAACAAACCUUAGAGCAAAAUCUUUGAAAAUCACAGAGAGAAAUCAUGAGCAACCAGCGAUCUUGUAUCCUUAUGUUUGAUGGUGCAUCCAGGGGAAAUCCUGGACCAGCUGGUGCAGGAGCUGCACUGUUUUCUGAAAAUAGGACUCUGCUCUAUCGAUUCCGUCAAGGACUGGGCUAUCAAACAAAUAAUGCUGCUGAGUAUCAUGCACUGAUUUUAGGCUUGAAUCAAGCAUUCUAUAAAGGAUAUAGGAACAUCAAUAUCCAGGGAGACUCUCAGCUUGUUGUCAAGCAGUUUUUGGGUGAAUAUAAUAUCAACAACCCACAAUUAAGGAGCUUAUGUCAAGAGGCUUCGGAGAUAGCGAGGAAGUUUCGCUCGGUCAACGUCCAACACAUUCCUAGGGAAUGGAACUCUGAAGCUGAUGCUCAAGCAAACCGGGCCAUCAAUCUCGGAGAUGGUCAAGUCGAAGAAGAACGCGUGUAUUACUGAUCAUCUGACAGUAUGCCACUGUCAAAAACUAUUGGCAACUCUGUUACAUUUCUGCCUAGCAAACUAUUGGCACUCUGUUACAUUUCUGCCUAGCAAUUUAGCAUAUUAGGGGUUUUACCAUAUGACACUACUGCAUUCUGCAUGUCAAAAGUUCAGUGUUGUUUACAUUUGUGUCAAUUUGAAUAUGUUUGGAGUUUGAACCUUAAUUUUUAUGCGAUGUCAUUAUUAACCGAGUUAAGUU
Trifolium pratense (red clover) is the source of this 800-nucleotide messenger RNA. RefSeq lists its product as uncharacterized. Gene Ontology annotation, molecular function: RNA-DNA hybrid ribonuclease activity; nucleic acid binding. Bases 116 to 559 code for a protein of 147 amino acids. NCBI's taxonomy places the organism in Eukaryota, Viridiplantae, Streptophyta, Magnoliopsida, Fabales, Fabaceae. The record is from RefSeq and is a predicted model, not a curated record. The transcript is spliced from 6 exons.